GUUUGACCUUAAAGAUACUAUGACCAAAUUUGAUUUUGUUGAAAUUCUGAAAGAUUGACAUGUGCUUGUCAUUUUCAGAGGAAUGUUAUGGACGAUUUGUAGUCUUUUGGUGUGAUUCCAGACAUCAUCCUUAAUUUUAUGGGUAAGACUUUCGCUCAAAUAGUCUUGUUUCAGAAUUAUUACUGUUAACUAAAUUAGUUUUCGUUGGACUUUGGGUUUACUAACAUCCCUACUGUUUUUCCAAGACAAUAGUGAUGCCGAUCAAUUCCGCCCUGAAAUUAAAACUGGAUGAACUAUUCCUAAGAUGGCUAACGGAUAGGGCUACUCAAAAGGUGCUACGGGAGAAUCUAACGCAAGUAAAGGCGGGACAAUCUGUCGAAGCAAUGCUUGCAUUACCUAGCGGAAUAGUAGUUGGGCCCAUGUCCGCAUCGUUCUACGGAUGUUUUUAUAGUCCCAGUCACUGUGAAUCUUCCUGUUUAAAUCCAGACGGCUCUUGCAACAAUGUUUCUUCAGCCUUCAGCUACGGUGGAAUAAUUACAUCUCCACGUCCAAACACUCCGCCAUACUUCCCACAGCCUCCUUUCUCGAAGUUAUGCAGUCCUCGUUCCCCUCGACGUCAAGCCUCUACACCCAGUAGUCUAUCAGUUCAGUUAGUUAAGGUAAGCUACCUCUUUGCAUGGCAUGAUCAUAUCCACGCACUAACUGUGGCGAUUCAUCCAUUUAUUCUUACAUGAUAUAUUUUACAUACUCGUGCCUUUUUCAUAAUACUGUGUCAAAUGACAAUGCAUGUUCGUUGGUGUUUCGGAUCAAGCAUUGGACUCCUAUAUUAUGUCAUACACUGGUGCAACGAUGAUGCGAGUCAGACGGUCAUGUAUUUGCAAAUUGGUAUUAGAAGUCUAAUUCCUGUGUGCUGGUACUGGUGUGAUCGGUCACCAUUUAUCGGAGUAUUAGUGUGCUAUCCAUUCUAU
Molecule: messenger RNA, 968 nt
Organism: Schistosoma turkestanicum
Lineage: Eukaryota; Metazoa; Platyhelminthes; Trematoda; Strigeidida; Schistosomatidae
Source: the annotation of a GenBank genome assembly